AUUUCGAGUAAACCAUAGUUAUCACAAUGGCUUCCGUAAAAGAUCCAGCAACUUUCUUUGCUAAAGGAACAUCAAAUCAAUUCGAACAUGUUUUGAAGUUAUAUUCAGAAGCUCUUAAGUUGAAAGCAGACCAAAAAAAUAAAAAGGAAGAAGAACUUAUGAGAUUGGACAACUGGUAUCAGAAUGAACUUCCGAAGAAAAUAAAGUCUCGAGGGAAAGAUGCCCAUCUCAUUCAUGAAGAACUAGUACAGACUAUGAAAUGGAAACAAGCUCGGGGAAAAUUCUUUCCGCAACUGUCAUACCUGGUGAAGGUAAACACACCUCGUGCUGUGAUGAUGGAAACCAAGAAAGCAUUUCGUAAAUUGCCAAACCUUGAGCAAGCCAUCACUGCCCUCAGUAACCUGAAGGGGGUUGGAACAACAAUGGCAUCGGCUCUGCUUGCAGCUGCAGCUCCAGAUCAGGCCCCAUUCAUGGCAGAUGAGUGCCUUAUGGCUAUUCCUGAUAUUGAAGGCAUCGAUUACACCACAAAGGAAUACCUCAAAUUUGUUCACCAUAUUCAAGCCACAGUAGAAAGGCUCAACAAAGAGACUAACAAUGGGACUUGGAAUCCACAUCAGGUCGAACUGGCAUUAUGGACCCAUUACGUUGUCUCAGAGAUGAAGCCAGAGUUAUUGGAUAGUAUCCCUAACCCAACAGAAAAUGGAACAUCUCACCACGAUCAAAAGAAUGGAGAUUCCACCCCAAAACCACAAGAACCUGACCAGAGCUCAGACGAGAGUACCCAGGGCUCGACCAAUGAAAAGGAUCCUGCAGUAGGCCCCACAGACGCAUUGGAUGAUUGUACUACGUCUUUCACAGAGGAUUCAUCGGAUAAACCCUCGACACCGAUCGUGGUCAGCCCUGGUGAUGAGAACACCAAUGAUUCCAUCGCCACUUCUGACUCUGCAACCAAUGAUUCAGUGGCAAUUUCCACUGCAAUUGUUGCAUGUAACAACAAGAGGGAUGAAGCUUCCACUAAGGAUGAAACAGAAGAAGAAACAACAAGCAGCCUUGAAGAACCACCAACAAAGAAAACGAAAGUGGAUGAUGAAAAGUGACCGAUACACCAUUUUUUUUAUUAAAAUAUUUUUGAAGUCAUGAACAAGACAAUGCUUUCACCUAUGCAAGCAAGUUAGGAACAUAUUUUUUUUGUUACAAAUGCUGUACAGUACAGUACCAGGAUAGGUAAUUGCCACAUACAUUUUUGUUUUGUUUUGUACUGCUCACAGAGGGGAGAAAUGACAGUCGUAUCAAUUCAGUGGAAUCAGAAUUUUUUUUCCUUCAUGCGCAUAGUAAUAUGUAAUCAUCUCCAUGAUCUGGUGGUGAUAUCUGAACAAGCCACUUACUGCCUAGUGUACAUGAUUGUGCCAGUUCUCCUUUCUGUACGCAGCCUCAGUCCGUAUUUUUCCCCCCCGAGGUACCAUUUCCAUUUGUAAGGAAGAUGUACUGUACCGAAUUGUGAGAAUGAGGCAUGAAAUAUCGUACUUCAUGUUUUGUGUGUUGGUAUUUAACUUGAAAACAAUACUUUUUCAUCUUUUGCAUCAUAACAUGAAUUUACAGUCAUCUUAACACAGCCAAAACCUGUUUAUAACAGUGGAAAAUAGCAGACCGUCAUGAUAGUGACACUAAUGUGCUUAGAUCAGUACUUGUUGGAGCAGAUUACUGAGUGAGAAGUCUUCUCUCUUCUUAAAUUGUGAAUGCAUGUUCAUUCACAAAUCAAGACAAGUGUUAAUAAAGGCUGAAGUACCGUUCUGUGGGUAUGACAUGAACAAUUGAUAACUUAAAUCUUCCCCCUCUCACUACCUUUAUUCAAUGAAAACAUGCAAAAUGAAUUUAAGCAAUGUUGAAGAAACACGUUUCUAGUGCGUUAUGUUGGAGUGUGCAUCUGUACGUGCGGAAAAUGUUUUAAGUUUUUUUCCCCCCUUAUACUCAACAUUCCAAAGUAUGUUAUGAAGAAAAGAUGUUUUUUUGAUUUAGGUGUUAGUCAUAAAGAAAUGAACUGUUGAAUGCAAAAACUGGGCUACGUAUAAAACUGCUAUUAUUGCAUCUUUUUUUCUUAAUCUUUGUUACUGAACUGUGGCUAACAUUAGAUAAUACAGACACAUUCCAAAAAAGACUAAUUUUCUUGCUUUCAUAAGAGAAUAAAAUGUUAAAAUUAUAUAUUUGUUGACCCUAUUUGGGCGAAUGCAUCCAAAUUUUGCAAAUGCCAACAGUUUUAGCGACUAAGGUAAGGUUAGGUUAUAUGAUGCACUGCUACACCUGUAAGUGUCAUUGUACAUUUGUAGCAAUAUCUUUGCUUCAUUUAACGUUCAUUUUGACAUUUCAUUAAUUGAUCAGUUUGAUUGUAAUGCAUUUUUCAGUUUUCUGUGCUGCAAGUUAUAAUUGACUACAUGUGAUGAAAGUGGUAGGCUUGCUCCCAGGUUAUAAAUGUAAUCAGUUUUGCACUCAAGAGAUCAUUACAUACAUUAAGUAGUCUCGAGGUAUUGCAGUAGUUAUAUCAUACCCCUUCCCCAUCCAUCUACAUUUCCAUUUAUUAUCAACAAGUCUUUAUUUAUGUAUUUAAUGUGUGUGAAUUUUAUCUGACCUUAAGUUACAGUGUCCAGGUAAUUGUUUCAUUGUUAAAAGUAAUUGUUUGUAACAGAAUUGCUGCACAUUUUAUUUAAGUCCCUUAAGCACCUUUACCCCUUAUUUUUUUUAUAGUUCUGUAACUUUUUAGUGAAGUUGGGCUGUUGGAUUAAGGUCUGUCUGAAAUUGAUAAUACUUGUGGCUUUGAGGUUUCCAAGACUUGUAUAAUAGCAGUAACUUUAAUGACAAAAUUAAUGAGAGAUGUAACUCUGUACAGCUAUUAUUUUUCUGUUUGUUUGUUUGUGUGUGUGUGUGUAUACAGACAUUUCUCAGGAGUUUGUGAAAGAGUCUUACAAGCAUUUCCUUAUUUUUCACCAGUGUCACAUGAUUGACAAAUCAUUAAACCAAACUGAUUUUAAAGACAAAAUUAUCUGAAGUGAUUGGUGUCAUCAGUGGUUUUACUGGCAAUUAAACACCUUAUUUAUUACAUCGUAUAUCUGGAAUUUUCUUCUUCUAACAGAUGGAAUUGUUAAGGAUACAGUGUGCUUGAUAAAGAGUACAGUUUACAUGUUUUCUGUAUAUUGGUAAAGCAGAUAACACUACGGAGAACAAAAUAAUGUCACAGGACAAAUAAUUUCUUCCUCUCUGUUUUCUGAUUAUGUAUUUUCCCCCCUACCCCUCUUUUAUGGGGCUUGUUAAGUAAUUGUGUCAUGCUUGAAGAGGUGGGUCUCUCUGACUCAGAUGUAAGUAGGGGCAAUUGUUGUGUUGAUACGUCAAAAUCCUCGAAGAGCAUGACAUUAUUGAGUCAUAUUCUUAUUACCAAUAAAAAUAUCAGUUAUGCAAUCUUUCCAGAAAUGCCAUUAAAAUACCGAUUGAUUGCCUUUUUGUAGAAAUGUAUUACAAUACGUGCAUACCUCCGAAAAGUGAGAAAGAGAACUAACAAGACAAGUACAUAUAAUUUAAAUAAGCUGUAAAAAGUAUUUAAUUGUCAACACCUGACUUUCAUGAAGAAAAACCAAAACAAGCAUAAGAACAGUACCAUGUGCUAUUUUUUAUAUUUUAUGACUUUGUAGGUGCAACAUUAAAAUAUGUUGUUCAAUAAAUUAUAGUAAACAUAGUUAUUAAUUGUAGUUAGUGGAAAGAACAGAAUAUUAUCAUGUAUUCACUCAAUGGCCUUAAGACUCUCAUCACAGUUUUUAAUGUUUCAUCAUUGAAUUGCUGUUAUUUUGCUUAGUACCUUGUCAUUUAGAGAAAAUCGUUGCAUCCAGUGUUGGCAGAGAAAAAUUAGAAAGUCCCACUGAAAGUACAAGUGGGUGAUGAGAAUAGUGAUAGAAUGUAUAAUUGUGUAUGUUGCAAUAUCUCCAAAUUGAACACGAUGAUUGCGUGAUCCUUGUGUACUAUAUCCUCUGUUACACUCUUUAAGCAACUUGUUCAAGUAUUUUCAUUUGUGGAACUGGUAGUUUUCAGAAGCUGUCAU
Molecule: messenger RNA, 4081 nt
Organism: Zootermopsis nevadensis
Lineage: Eukaryota; Metazoa; Arthropoda; Insecta; Blattodea; Termopsidae
Gene: Amun
Product: protein amun
Source: RefSeq, a predicted model, not a curated record